Molecule: messenger RNA, 4443 nt
Organism: Aspergillus luchuensis
Lineage: Eukaryota; Fungi; Ascomycota; Eurotiomycetes; Eurotiales; Aspergillaceae
Gene: smc4
Product: condensin subunit SMC4
Exons: 4
Coding region: 1-4443 (1480 amino acids)
Biological process (GO): mitotic chromosome condensation
Cellular component (GO): chromosome
Molecular function (GO): ATP binding; protein binding
Source: RefSeq, a predicted model, not a curated record
AUGGGGACACAAUGUAAACAACCCACUUUCCACUUCCGCCCGCAACUUUGCAACUGCGCCCGCUUCAACAUUCGCCUUGAUGAAGCCGUCUCUGGCGACGACGACGACUCAUCCAAAAUAAUGUCAUCCAUCGCAAGAAGCCGCCCAACUAGGCGCUCUGCCGCCGCCCGGCGGAGCUAUGCUAUCGAAGAAACCUCCGAAGAGGAGGAUCCCGGAAAUGUCACCCCCACGGCAUCUCAGCACGACGAAGACGACAACGAUAGCGGCGAAGCCACGCCUGUGCCCAAGAAACCCAGAAUUGAAAAGAGGUCCUCGCGCAGGCGAGCUACAGUUGAGCAGACUACACCCAAGGCCACGCGCACUACACGGAGAUCUCGCAGGUCGGCAACCGCAGAAUUGUCGGAGGCGUCGCAACUCACAGAUACCAACGACAAUGAAGGCGACAGCGUCGCGUCAGUGGAAGAGACCGAGACUGCCUCACAGGUCACAGCAUCGGUAAAGAAAAUAACCAGUAUGGCUCACCCCCGCAAGAGUCGUGUCUCCUACACGCCCAACCCGGAAAUGUCCUUACUCCCAACUCCAGAGCCCUCCGUCUCGCCGCCCCCGUCCCAACCCCGAUCGCAGAGGGGCAGUGUGCCCCCACUUGCUGAUAUCACUGAAUCGGCUGUGAACCAGACGCCCGCGAAGUCCGAAAGCGAGGAAAAGCCCCAAAUAGCCAUGAUCAACCCCAAUACGACCGUUCUCGAAAAGCCGAUGGAUAUCAUGAUGAAGUCUCGGUUGCUGGGCCCCUCAGCACCCGAGGAGCCAUCCGAACCUAAGAGCCGCUUGAUUAUUACUACACUAAUUUUGAUGAAUUUCAAGAGUUACGCAGGCAAGCAGAUCGUCGGGCCCUUCCAUGCCUCUUUCUCGUCGGUUGUUGGACCAAACGGAUCCGGAAAGUCCAAUGUCAUCGAUGCGUUGCUCUUUGUCUUCGGUUUUCGAGCCAGCAAGAUGCGACAGGGCAAGGUUUCCGCUCUCAUUCACAAUUCCGCCAACUUCCCCAACUUGCCCUACUGUGAAGUCGAAGUCCACUUCCAGGAAGUCCUUGACUUGCCCACCGGAGGGCAUGAAGUAGUCCCAGAUUCCCAACUGAUUAUCUCCCGAAAGGCAUUUAGAAACAACAGCAGCAAGUACUACAUGAACGGCAAGGAGACGAACUUUACCGCCGUGACCACCCUGCUCCGCGACCGCGGCAUUGACCUGGACCAUAAGCGUUUCCUUAUUCUCCAAGGUGAAGUCGAGUCAAUCGCACAGAUGAAGGCCAAGGCUGCCAACGAGCAUGAAGAUGGUCUUCUGGAGUACCUCGAGGAUAUUAUCGGAACCUCUAAAUACAAGACGCCCAUCGACGAAGCAGCCGCUGAGCUGGAGACGCUGAACGACGUCUGUAUGGAAAAGAACAACCGUGUACAGCAUGUAGAGAAGGAGAAGAACGCCUUGGAAGAAAAAAAGGACAAGGCACUCGCCUUCAUCCGUGACGAGAAUGAGCUGGCUCAGAAACAGUCCGCACUUUACCAGAUUUACAUCAAUGAGUGCGGGGACAACAUCCGAGUGACCGAAGAAGCCAUCCUGCAGAUGCAAGAGCUUUUGAACCUCGAGCUAGAGAAGCACGAGGGCAACGAGUCCGGUAUCAAAGAGCUCGAGAAGGCGUACAAGCGUGGCAUGCGGGAAUAUGAGAGCAUGGAAAAGGAGAUGCAGGCCUUGGCCAAGGAAAUGGCUAAGUACGACAAAGAAUCUGUCAAGUUUGAAGAGAAGAAGAAGUUCCUGGUAGGAAAGCAGAAGAAGCUGGAGAAGGCCAUGCAGAGUACUCGACUUGCUGCCUCUGAGUGUGAAAGUUUGGUGCAAAAGCAUGCCGACGACAUUGAAAGGAAAUCUAAGGAGACUACACAGCUUGAGAAGGAGAUGAAGGUGGAGGAGGAGGAAUUGAACUCGAUCCGUGAGAGCCUCAAAGGCAAAACCCAGGGCCUCUCAGACCAAAUCACAGCAAAGCAAAAGUCGUUGGAGCCUUGGGAUGAGAAGAUCAACAAGAAGCUUUCGGCUGUUGCUGUGGCUCAGAGUCAACUUGACAUCAUCCGUGAGAGAAGCAACGCGGGUGCUGUCCUGUUGGAAGAGGCUCAGGCCAAGGUGGCUUCGAUCGAAGAGGGCUUGGCUACCAAGGAGACCGAGCUUGAGGAACGCAAGGAGCAGAAGUCGACACUUGAACAAGAGGUCGAGAAGCUCAAGCAUGACCUCAAGAAGUAUGCCCACAGAGAACCUGAAGUGCGAGCCCAUGUCUCGAGUGCUCGACAGAAGGCAGAUGAGGCAAGGGCCAGUCUUGCAAGCACUCAAAAUCGCGGCAGCGUUCUAUCUGGACUUAUGCGUCUUAAGGAGUCGGGCCGUAUUGAAGGCUUCCACGGCCGGCUCGGAAACCUCGGAACUAUCGACGAGAAAUAUGAUGUCGCUAUCUCGACUGCCUGUCCAGCGCUGGACAACAUGGUGGUUGAUACGGUUGAGGUCGGUCAGCAGUGUAUCGACUACCUGCGUAAGAACAAUCUCGGCCGAGCCAAUUUCAUUCUUCUGGAUCGACUCCCACGGCGGGAUCUGUCCUCCAUCGCAACUCCGGAGAAGGUCCCUCGACUUUUUGACCUGGUUAAGCCUAAAGACUCCAAGUUUGCCCCCGCAUUUUACAGUGUCAUGCAGAACACCUUGGUUGCUAAAGACCUCGAGCAAGCCAACCGCAUUGCCUAUGGAGCCAGACGGUGGAGGGUUGUUACCCUUGAUGGUCAACUCAUUGACAUGUCUGGUACUAUGAGUGGUGGUGGUACCCGCGUAGCACGUGGCGGCAUGUCCUCCAAGCAAGUGGCAGAGACAAGCAGAGAGCAAGUUGCUCAGCUCGAGGGGGAUUUGGAAGAAAUGGAGAGGAAGUUCCAGCGCUUCCUAGAAAAGCAACGGCAAAUGGAGGCAGCGAUCAGAGAGAGGUCCGAGGAGAUACCACGGGCGGAGACCAAGAUUCAGAAGAUCAUGAUCGAGAUCGAAAGUGCCAACAGAAGUCUUGCAGAUGCCCAGCGGCGCGUCAAGGAACUGAGCGCCGAGCACAAGCCAUCAAAGACGGACGCGAACCAAGCUGCAGCUCUAGAGAAACAGAUUGCUGCUCUGGAGGAAGAAAUCGAAGACCUUCGUGAACAAAAGGGCGGCAUCGAGGAAGAAAUCCAGACUCUCCAGAAUAAGAUUAUGGAAGUUGGUGGUGUUAGACUACGUGGUCAGAAGGCCAAGGUCGACGGUCUCAAGGAGCAGAUCAGCCUUCUUGCAGAGGAGAUUUCCAAUGCAGAAGUUGGAAAGUCAAAGAACGAGAAGGCCAUCGUCAAGCACCAGAAUUCCCGUGCUGACGCAGAGAAGGAGCUUGAGCAUGUGACAGAGGAGCUAGAGAAGCUCAAUGCGGAUGUUGCCAACCAGGCCAACGAUGCCUCAGGGUGGAAACAGAAGGUGGAGGAAGCGGAAGAGGCGCUCGACGAAAAGAAAGAGGACCUUGGCAAGGUGAAGGCUGAGUUAGAUGAAAAGGUUGCUGAAUUGAACGAGUCCCGAGCCACCGAGAUCGAGAUGCGCAAUAAGCUUGAGGAGAACCAGAAAGCCUUGGCCGAGAACGAAAAGCGCGGGCGGUACUGGCAAGAAAAGUUAUCCAAACUUUCGUUGCAGAAUGUCAGCGAUCUGGGUGAAGAGCAGGAGGCCACAGAGCUCCAGAUGUUCACUCAAGAUGAGUUGAUGGAGAUGAACAAGGAGUCGUUGAAGGCAGCCAUUGCUGCCCUCGAGGAGAAGAGCCAGAAUGCAUCGGUCGACCUUAGUGUCAUCGAGGAGUACAGGCGCAGAACGGCUGAACACGAAGCACGUUCGGCCGAUCUGACCACUGCGUUGGCGUCGCGCGACAGUGCCAAGGCUCGUCUUGAUGGCCUCCGAUCUGCUCGUCUGAACGGGUUCAUGGAAGGCUUCGGCAUUAUCUCGCUUCGUCUGAAGGAGAUGUACCAGAUGAUUACGAUGGGAGGUAACGCGGAGCUGGAAUUGGUCGACUCUCUGGAUCCGUUCUCUGAGGGUAUCUUGUUCUCCGUCAUGCCUCCGAAGAAGAGCUGGAAGAACAUUGGUAAUCUGUCCGGUGGUGAGAAGACACUUUCCAGUUUGGCGCUGGUAUUCGCCUUGCAUCACUACAAGCCGACUCCCUUGUACGUGAUGGACGAAAUCGAUGCUGCCCUGGACUUCCGGAACGUUUCGAUUGUGGCAUCUUAUAUCAAGGAGAGAACUAAGAAUGCUCAGUUUAUUGUUAUUUCUCUGAGAAACAACAUGUUCGAACUUGCCUCUCGACUGGUCGGUGUUUACAAGGUCAACCACAUGACCAAGAGUGUGACGAUCGAAAACAAGGACUACAUUACGGGGCGAUGA